Molecule: messenger RNA, 973 nt
Organism: Alligator mississippiensis (American alligator)
Lineage: Eukaryota; Metazoa; Chordata; Crocodylia; Alligatoridae
Product: olfactory receptor 13H1
Exons: 1
Coding region: 10-942 (310 amino acids)
Biological process (GO): G protein-coupled receptor signaling pathway
Cellular component (GO): membrane
Molecular function (GO): G protein-coupled receptor activity; olfactory receptor activity
Source: RefSeq, a predicted model, not a curated record
GACAGCAACAUGGGAGGAAAUAAUGACUCUAUAGUGACUGAGUUCAUCCUACUGGGACUUUCCCAAAGUCCUCCUGUAAAAAUCACCCUCUUUGUUCUAUUUCUAAUUAUCUACUUAGUGACCGUAGUUGGAAAUGGUCUCCUCAUCCUGCUCACCAGGGUGGAUUCCCAGCUGCACACACCCAUGUACUUUUUCCUCAGCAACUUGUCCUUCAUAGAUAUCUGCUAUACCACCAGCACUGUGCCUCAGAUGCUGAUUCACUGCCUCUCCAAGAAGCUUUCCAUCUCCCUGACUAGGUGCUUCACCCAAAUGUAUAUCUCUCUUUUCCUGGGCAUGUCCGAGUGCCUCUUGCUGGCUGUGAUGGCUUAUGACCGCUGGGUGGCCAUCUGUAAACCACUACUCUACACUCUCAUCAUGAACAAGAGAGUUUGUAGCUGCCUGGCAGCCAUUACAUGGAGCACUGCUUUCCUCCUGACCACAGUGCCUUCUCUUACCAUGCAAGCUCACUUGUGUGGGUCCAAUGUUGUCAACCACUUUGUGUGUGAAAUCCAGGCCAUGCUGAAACCGGCUUGCUCAGACACGCACAACAACCAGAUUAUGAUGUUUGCCACCAGCAUCCUCACCCUACUCAUGCCCUUUGCCUUCAUCCUCAUCACCUAUACCCACAUCGGUGUGGCUGUCCUGAGGAUCCGCUCUGCCAGUGGCAGGAUCAAGGCCUUUUCUACCUGUGCCUCUCAUCUUACUGUGGUUGUCAUCUUCUAUGGCACAGACAUCUUCAUGUAUCUGGGGCCUCAAUCCAAAUCUUCCUCGGACCAGGGAAAAGUGAUUGGUGUGUUUUAUGGAAUUGUGACCCCUCUGCUGAACCCACUUAUCUGCAGUCUGAGGAACAAGGAUGUGAAGGGGGCACUGAGGAAAUUAGCAGGAAGGAAAAGUUAUACUUGAGGGCUAUGUAUACUUUCUGGGGGAUUUUUUU